AUGACCAACUCGUCGCUACCGCAGGUGCUGGCGCCGGUGGCCGCUGUGGCCGCCGUGGUCGCGGGCACGUCGCUGCUCGUCACCGUCCCGGCGGCGCUGGUCCUCGUCGCGCUCCUCACCUGGGCCUACCUGUACCCGUACCGCCGCGCCUCGCUCCACCCAUCAUUCGCCAACCUGCACGGCCCAGUGAACUCGUCGGCGGUCUUUGGCAACUGGCGCGACUUUCUCGACUCGGCCAACGACGACGGCACCGACAGCAGCCUCCCGCUCGAGUGGACCGAGCCGUGGCCUACCGGCCGCAUCCACGGCUUCUUCGGCACACACAUCUUCUACUCUACUGACCCCGGCGCGAUGAGCUACAUGCUCGCCAACGACGAGGUGUUCCAGAAGCCCCCGCGCCUGCUCAACCUCCUCGGCAUCCUCGUCGGCGGGCAGGGCCUGCUAAUGCUCGAGGGCAACCCGCACCGGCGGGCGCGCAAGGCCAUGAACCCCACGUUUGGGCCGCCCGCUAUCCGCGAGCUCGUGCCCCUCUUCUACGACAAGGCGUUUGAGCUCCGCGACAAGUUUGCGUCGUUCUUCGACCCUGCGAACGACGGCGUCGCGCUCGCACGCAGGGCCGAGGGCGACGACAAGAUUGUCGUCGGCGGACGCCGCAAGGUCGACGUGCAAAAGCCUCUGGCCGAGUUCGCGCUCGACGUGAUCGGCACGGCGGGCUUCAGCCACGACACGGCGGCGCUCAACAGCUCGCCGUCCGAGUUCACCGACGCCUGGCGCGCGAUGCAGGUGUCGCUAGGGCAGAAGGGCAAGCGCGAGCUCGCGCAGCUGUUUGCGAUGAUGCCCGUGCUGGAGAAGAUUCCCGUCGACGCACAGGUCAAGAUGACGGCGUACAACGACGCAGCGGUCAAGGUCGGGAAGCGCCUGGUGGGGAACAAGAUGGCCGCGCUUGAAGCCGCCGGGGGCGAUGCCAAGUCGGAGCUCGGACGCGACCUCGUCUCGCUGCUGCUCAAGUCCAACCUGGCGUCCAAGACGUCAGAGAAGAUGACCACGGAUGAGAUCGUAGACCAGAUCCGGACCUUCCUCUUUGCUGGGGCCGAAACCACCGCCGUUGCCAUGUCGUACGCGCUGUGGCGGCUGGGGCGUCACCCGGAGAUGCAAGACAAGCUACGCAAGGAGAUCCUGACGGUGGAGGAGGACAACCCGAGCUUCGACACGCUCAACGGCCUCACGUACCUCGAGUACUUUGUGCGCGAGAUCUUGCGCAUCCACUCGCCCGUAUCAAACACGAUUCGCAUGGCCAUGAGCGACGUGGUAAUCCCGCUCAGCAAGCCGACCAAGGGGCGUGACGGGAGCCUGGUCGACAGUGUCGUGUUGCGCAAGGGCACGACAGUCAUGAUCCCCAUCGCGAGCGUCAACGUCGCGUCGAGCAUCUGGGGCCCAGACGCUACCACGUUCAACCCCGACCGCCACGCGACCGAGCCGACCAUCAAGACGCCGGGGAUCUACGCCAACCUCAUGACGUUUAUCGGCGGGCCGCGUAACUGCAUUGGGUACAGGUUCUCGAUUGCCGAGAUCAAGGUCGCGCUGUUCGUCCUCCUCCGGAGCUUUAGCUUUGAGGUCCUGCCCGAUAUGCCGGAGCAGCGCCGCAUGCCUGGGAUCGACUUGAGGUCGUACAGCUUGGGGCAGGGGCUGCCACUUGCCCCGGAGAUGCCGCUGCUCGUGCGUGUGCUCGAGUAG
Molecule: messenger RNA, 1734 nt
Organism: Vanrija pseudolonga
Lineage: Eukaryota; Fungi; Basidiomycota; Tremellomycetes; Trichosporonales; Trichosporonaceae
Gene: CYP4F8
Product: Cytochrome P450 4F8
Exons: 9
Coding region: 1-1734 (577 amino acids)
Molecular function (GO): heme binding; oxidoreductase activity, acting on paired donors, with incorporation or reduction of molecular oxygen; iron ion binding
Source: RefSeq, a predicted model, not a curated record